CUGACACCAGAGCCUGCAGAAUACGGAAGUUCCGCGUAAACCGUCUGUCCCUGACAGAGUAGUGCUCGGGCUGAGGUAAGAAUUGGGCAGAAUUCGGUGGUAAAUCCCACAAGUGUGCCGUUAUCCUCUCCUCUGCGGAGGAGACACGGACGCGUGAGACGAUGAGUCGAGGACAGAAGUCCAAGACACAGGAAAACAGCCCAAGUCCUCUGCUAAGCAAUGAAGAGAACGACUCCAUAAUCGAACUACUGGGGCGGAGAUGUGUGAGCUUGGCCACAGCUGUGGUCCAGUUACUGAUGGCUCUGCCUCACAGUCCCAACGAGUGGAAGGUCCAGCAUUGUGGAGUGUUGUGUUUUGUCAAGGACAAUCCACAGCGCUCCUAUUUUAUCCGUCUCUUUGAUGUCAAGCAAGGAAAGCAGGUUUGGGAACAGGAGCUGUAUAACCAGCUGUCAUAUAGCUGCCCUUUCCCCUACUUCCAUACAUUUGCUGCAGAUGACUGUCAGGUGGGGUUAAACUUUGCAAGUGAACAGGAAGGAGACAUAUUCAGAACAAUUGUGGAGGAGAAAAUAAAUCAGAGAACCAAUCGCCAAGAGAAGCGACAACAUCCUACAUCGUCCCCGGCUGAUGAUAGAAGGUUGCCUCCACCUCUUCCUCCACCGAAUGGAUCAAUGUCUAAUCUGGACGGAAUGGCGACGGUGGACAUCCAGAACCCAGACAUCCUGCCAUCGCGCUAUCGCCCUACAGCCGCCCCGACCCCAGCACCCGCCUGCAUCGUCAAGGGGAAAAAGGAGAAGAAGAACAAGAAGAAAGGCAGCAAAAUCUCCAAGGCUGAUAUUGGGGCCCCCAGUGAUUUUAAGCAUGUAACACACGUAGGAUGGGAUCCUAACGCAGGAUUUGAUACAAACAACCUAGAUCCUGACUUGAAGAAGCUCUUCAACUGUGCUGGCAUAAGUGAUGCCCAGUUGACAGAUGCAAAGACCUCAAAGAUCAUCUACGACUUCAUUGAGCAGUCGGGCGGCCUUGAGGCAGUAAAAAUGGAAAUGAGGAAACAAGAAUGUGCUCCACCCCCACCAGACAGAGCAGGGCCGACCCCCUCCCGAGGACGCACGGGACCCCUCCCCCCUAUUCCAGGUCCACCUCGGAGUUCUGCACCCCCACCAAACCGUGGUCCACUCCCUCCUCCUCCUCCCGCUGGAAGGAGUGGCCCGCCACCCCCACCUCCUCCUGCCCCACAGAGUCAGCGUGCUGCCGGGGCCCCACCCCCACCUCCUCCAGUGGCCGCCAUGCCAAUGGGAGGAGGAGGAGGAGCAGGAAUAGGAGGAGGUGGCGGCGGUCCCCCGCCUCCCCCUCCUCCGCCACCACCUCCCCCAGCUCCCAGUGUUGGAGCAGGUCCGCCUCCUCUUCCUCCUCCCUCAUGUGGAAGUCCACAAACACCGAGCCCGGCUCCAUCUGGAGAAGGUAGAGGGGCUCUGCUGGACCAGAUCAGGCGUGGCACAAAGCUUAAAAAUGUGACAGAGAAUCCUGAGCCUCCACCCCCUGUGGAAGAUUCCAGUGAAGGGAUUGUGGGAGCUCUGAUGAUGGUCAUUCAGAAGAGAAGCAAAGCCAUCCACUCCUCCGACGAAGGAGAAGAUGAGACGGUGGACGACGACGAUGAUGACGAAUGGGACGAUUGAUCAGUUUCAUAUUUAUUUUCCUGCUUUUGCUGUGUCCUUGACUCAGGGCAUCUCUUCCUAUGCUGGUCAGAAUCAGGGCCCUCCCCCCCCCCAUUUCUGGUGGUAGAGGUGGGGCCAUCGCAGUGAGAAACAUGGGCAGGACACCCCUCUGCCGGGAGGCUGGCAACAUGCCAGCACUACAGGCAAGGGAGCCACUAGAGAUUUUGGGCCCCAAGACAUUAUAUUGGGCCCCCAACCCAGACCAAUCCAAUUAUGUUCCAAUUUUUUUAGGGCUCUUGUCAGUCAGACGACCACACCCCCUUUACGCCACCCGACCACAGCUGGUGUUACAUUACAUGAGCGUUUAUACAGUGUGUAUGCAGAAUGGAAGUGCUCUGAAUUUUACAGAGAAUAAUCCUUCGGACUCUGUGAGCAACUCCAGCUGUCUGUGGCCUUUUACAUCCUGCAUCUGAAGCGUUUGCACAGCACUGAAAAAGACAACUUUGAUGUAUCUAGUAUCUAUACUUGCAUUCUUGUGUCUCUGUUUAAUUCAUUUCUAUGGAAUAAAACACAUUUUAUCCGAUUACUUAAAA
Molecule: messenger RNA, 2245 nt
Organism: Brienomyrus brachyistius
Lineage: Eukaryota; Metazoa; Chordata; Actinopteri; Osteoglossiformes; Mormyridae
Gene: wasb
Product: WASP actin nucleation promoting factor b
Exons: 12
Coding region: 162-1673 (503 amino acids)
Biological process (GO): actin filament organization
Molecular function (GO): actin binding
Source: RefSeq, a predicted model, not a curated record